AUGUCCGAUAAGAAAUCCAAUCCCAAGCCCGCGGCUGCACCCUCCGCGCCAACCCCGCCCACGGGAACCGUCGCAGAGAGCAAAGAGCCCAAGAGUUUAGACGACCUGUGGAAAGAGGCGCUCGAUCGCAUCGCGGCGGAAAACAAUGUCAACCUGGAGGAACUGCAGACCCGAGGCGACCAAUGGUCCGACGCCGAGACUGGGCUGCAGAAGGCGUCCAAACUGUUCGAACAUUCGCGACGACCCGGUGACCGGAAGGACAAGGUGAUGAAGUCCGUGGCCGGGUGUCUGGACUGGGUGGACUCUGGGGUCACCUUCGUCAAGGGUCAUGUUUCCGGCACGUAUGCGGUGCCUGCGCAGCUGGUGGCUGGGUCGAUUCUGUAUAUGAUUCAGGCGGCUAAAGAUAUGUCGGAGGAUUUCGAUCUGAUUGAGUCGACUUUUGAAACGCUGAACAUCGCGCUCCAAGACAUCGGCGACCUCCGACACCGACAGUUCGACAAGUCCAACUUCCUGCGCCGAUUGACCGAUAUCCUCAUCGCCAUGGUGGACUUUUGCUCCUUCAGCGGAAGGGUUUUCAGCGAGUACAGUCGGAAGAGACUGUACAUACGGGCGCUUCUGAAAGGACGGAACAAGGAAAUCAUGGCCAAAUGCGACCACGUGCAGAAGGUCAUUCUGCUGUUCCGCGCCACAUUGCCGAUCCAGAUUCUCAACGUGGUGGAGGGCAUGGGCGAGAAGAUCGAGAACCUCCCCACUAGCUUCAUCCAGGCGCUGCAGGACAUGAAGAUCAAAUCGUCCGACCUGCAGCCCCUGUGGGGCAAGGCGAGUGCACUGGAAAAGAUCAAGGAGACCCUGAAGAACAGCAAGGACCUCGAUCCGGACACCGAAGUUCGCGUCGAGACGCAGAUGAAAUUGGUGCGGAAGCAUCUCGUGCCGGGGACCUUCUCGUGGUCCGAGACAGACCCGGCCUACAAGUCGUGGGCGACCGGCCACAAGAACCCCUUUAUCUUUGUCUCGGGAGAAGCAGGCACCGGCAAGACCUUCUUCGCCUACCACUGCUACCUGUCGAUCCAGGAGCAGAGCAAGCGGUACCGUAUCGCCAACGACAAGAAUAACCCCGACCAGCGACGAACGAUGCUGGCGGCCUACUUCCCCUUUGAACCGGGUAGACAGGAGUCGCAGUCCUUUCGGAACGUUCUCGCGUACAUCCUAGUGCAGAUUGCUGACCACGACAUCAAGCUGUGCGAGUCGAUCGCAAAGGACCUGAUCGCUUCGAAGAUCUUUAAGGGUGGACAGAAUGACAAGCAGGAAGAGAAGCUCAAGUUUCUGUGGAACAACCUUCUCGUGAAGAAAUUCGAGAAGACUCCCGACACCGCAAGAGACGUGUUCAUCCUGCUGGACGGUGUGGAGCUCAUGGAGGAAUCCGACCGCAGACGCAUGCUCGAGUUGUUUCAAACCUUGAACUCGGACAAGUGUGGCAUUCGGAUCCUCAUGACCGGAACCACGGAUGACUCGCUCUACGACACGGUGUUUGGAUUCACCAAAUGUCCUAAGAUCGACCUCAUCGCCAAGACCAAGGCCGGGGGUGACUUUGAGCGGAUCAUCGAGGCUCGCAUCAACGGAUCCGAGGUCUUGAAGUCGUUCAAGGAUUCCACUCGUAGUGCUAUUGAGCGCAAACUGCUGCAGAACCCGAGCCGAGUCAUGUCCUCUGUGGAUCUUACCUUGACCAUGAUGGAACAAUCGGAGGGAGACGAAGCAUCUGCCUUGGCUAAGAUCGAUAACGUCAACAGCCAAGAAGGCUUGUACACCGCGAUGAUUGAGAUUGUCCGCGCCAGACGAAGUGAGAUGGACCGCCGGAUCGUUGAAACGAUAUUCGCCCUAUGCACAUAUGCCAAGCAACCGUUGACUGUAUAUGAUCUACAAGAGAUUAUUGAUCAGGAGCCUAGCUUUAGUAGCUUCAAUGUAGCUGGCGAGAUUGAGGGAACAUUGUCCAGUUUGUUGUAUACGAUCAACUACCAGCCGACAGAUGCACAGACAAGCACGGUGGCGAAGGAGGGGCAGCCGGAAGGCCCCAUCACUGAGGCAGCUCGACUGGAGAAGAAGAUAAGCGAAAGCAAGCAACAGCAGGUUCUCUUCCGCCAACCUGCCUUCCGCGACUAUCUGGAACAGUCCGUGAACAACAUGAUCCCUGACCCGAUCGAGUCAAGGGUAUUUUUCUUUCUGAAGCUGGGGGGUAUUCUCUGCGACCGAGAUCCGCAAGGAGCGAACCUUCGCAAGGCCCUUCAAGAGUAUGCCGCGCAAUGGUUCUUGCAGCACCUCAAAGACAUAAGUGUAAAGCAUACCACACCGAAACAAGGAUUGCAGAUCGUCGAAGCAUUGGCACGGGUUUUGACCAAUGACAACGAUGUCUGUCGAGUCUUCGAAGAGCUCCAUCAGAAGCAGGAUGACGACAACGCGGAUGUGGAUUUCGACUUCUACGACAUGUCCACCGAUUUUGACAAGUCAGGUGGCUAUAACCUGAAGGUUCUGAUGGCGUGGGCCCGGAAGAUGAGCUUUCAUGAUGAGGAGGGAUUGUCGCCGCGCGCCAAGGCCUGGGUCGAAAAGAUCAUCAUGCAGCCGGGAAGCGUUCUCGAACAGUUGGCCCGAGGGCAUAUCGAGAGCUGGACGGAAAAGGUGACCUACAGCGAAGCCAAGAUCCCUUAUAAAUUUAUCUGUCGGGCUUUGUGGCCGACUGGAAACUUCCCAGAUGGGGACAACAACACUCACUGGUACUUUCCUUUUGUCUUGGCACCCAGGGCCAGGCAUAUCCUCGAAUAUGGCAAAGCUGAAAUGUUCACUGCCCCAGUCAAGACUGCACGCUGUCGGAUCGCCGCUGGAUUGGUGUUGCAUUCUAUAGCGGACAGCGAGGAGAAAGACCUUGCGGCCGAGUUCUACCAGACAAACUUGGAUGACAAGACCACGCCCGGACCGGAGCGAUUUUAUUCUUAUUUAGGGCUUGCGGAGUACCACCGUUCGAACCAAGACCAGGCCGAGAGUAUGGAUGAGGAGGAGAUACGGGAAGGCUGGAAGCGAGUGGUGAAGUACGCCAACCUUGCCCUAACCGCCCGUACCGAGGAGAAGGGCGCUCUUGGUUCGGAAUUGAGCGACGAGCGAUGUACCAAUGCUUUCCUCCUCAAGGCCCAUGCCUUGCAGCAACUGGGCGAAGAUGAACAGGCAAUUGAGACCUGUGAGGAAGCUCUGCGGGAGGGUCUCGAGUACACUCAGCAACUCUUGGAACUCCUCACGAGCAUCGUCAACAUCCAUGGCAAGAAGGGUGAAUGGAGCAAGGUGAUUGAUGCCGUUCGCCGCCAACAGCCGAAGAUCCGGUCUGAGUGGCUGUGGUUCCGAUCGACCGAUUUCACCAACAAGAAGGAUCUUUUCCGUCGAGCCGCUGUUGAAACUAGACGAGUCGAUUAUCUUCUCCAGACCUUCCAGGACUCCGUAGACUACUGGCAAAAAUUGGAUCCGGCGCGCGCGCAAGCUACCCAUUUCGAGCUUGCUUUUAUAUACCGACGAGACGCGCGUGCGACCAAGAUGGCAGAGCACAUACUGGACAACAUGCUUGCCAAUCUCACAGAGUCGCAAAUUGCGAUCUCGCUGAUGAGCUCCAUUUUCCCCGAGAUGGUUGACAUCCAACACGAGAACUUUACCGUGACACGAUCAACCACUGUGCGCGAGGAGUCGAUCAUGAAGCUGGAGAGACUGAUCAGUACGUACGAGCGGACUCCAAUACUGGAGUCGAUCCAGUUGGCCGAGGCCUUUCUGGUGCUAGGCAAGAUGCAUCGGGAGAUUGGGAACCUGGGGAAAGCCAGACUCCAUGCCGACCGCGCAUUCAAUAUCUGCAUUGCAGAUCUAGAGGACUCGAUUGGGUCGAACGAUGUCUAUGCAUUUCGCUUGCUGGCGAAAGUCCUCAUGUUCUUGGACUUAAAGAUGGAUGCGCAGGUCGCCUUGUCGCUUCAGAUGUCCGUGGUGGACCGGAGCUACGAUGACUAUGCUUAUGCUAAUUUCGGAUCGACUGGACAACCCGCUGAGACAGAGGUGGUUCAAGGUGACGGUGAACCAAGCGCAGAGACGGCGCACGGGGCAGAAGGCCAGCUUCCGGCUGACUCAAGUGAGACAGGAAAGGAAGCAAACGAGCCAUCUACGGACUCUGCAGAGACCAGUGCCGUUUCUGAAACCCAAGGAUCGGAUGGCAAUGAGACCUCGGCCACAUCACUUCCGUCCGAGCAAGCCGAGACCGCUGACACUGAUGCGAAGGUAUCCAGCUUGACUGUGGCGCCAAUCACACAGAAAAAUGGAGAAGCGCCCGCCGUAAACGGCCAGUCCACGUCCGAGGUACCAGGAGUCCACCGCCAUGCGACCGACCAGCCAGAGUCCACUCCAGCAGCGUCGCUCACAGAUGGCUCUUCCGCGAAACCCGCACAACCCGAUAUCCCCGACAUUUCCUCAUCUCAAGACACGAUCGAUGUCACCAAUGGGGUCACUUGCAACGGACCCUGCAUGGACCCGCCAUUCGAGAUGAAGACUUUCGGGCCGAAGGGUCCGAAGAUGUAUUUCUGUCUCGACUGUGCGACCGUGGAUUUCUGCGAAGACUGCUACCGGAAGCAGAUCGCAUUCUAUGAUGAGACCGGCGAGGGCUUUUGGUUCAAGUGCUGCUGGGCACGGCACCGGUAUCUGCCGCAGCCGAUCGAUGACUGGAUGGGGGUGAAGGAUGGGGUGAUUCGCAUUGGGAGAAAGGAGAAGUUGUGGAAGGAUUGGAUGAUGUCGGUGAGGGAUCGGUGGAAGAGGAAGAUUAUUGAAGUUUGA
Molecule: messenger RNA, 4842 nt
Organism: Aspergillus aculeatus ATCC 16872
Lineage: Eukaryota; Fungi; Ascomycota; Eurotiomycetes; Eurotiales; Aspergillaceae
Exons: 7
Coding region: 1-4842 (1613 amino acids)
Molecular function (GO): protein binding
Source: RefSeq, a predicted model, not a curated record